GGGAGUUCGCGCCGGAAAGGGUCCGCCGCCGCCGCCGCCGCCUUGGUUCGAAGGGUCUUCUCCGUGGCGCGAGGCCGAGUGACGUCGCGGAGGGAGGGAAGGAGGGGGUGCCUUCCUUCCUUCCUUCGCCCAGCUGGUUUGCGGAAGGGCCUCCGGGGAAGCAGGGAUCCUGGAGCCCUCGGGGGAGGAGCCCCCCUCUUCCCCCGAGAGGCACGGCGUCUCUGCGGGCAGUAAAAGGAUGCUAAUGGGAGAACCAUUCUUCUGAAAUUCAGGCUGGCUGGCUGGCAGGCUGCCAUUAUGGAUGAGCAGCAAGCUUUGAAUUCAAUCAUGCAGGAUUUAGCUGUCCUUCAUAGGGCAAGUCGUCCUGCAUUGCCUCUACAAGAAACAGGAAAAGCGAAAUCAUCUUCGCCAAAAAAACAGAAUGAUAUUCGUGUCAAAUUUGAACAUCGAGGCGAAAAAAGAAUUUUGCAGUUUUCCAGACCUGUCAAGUUAGAAGAUCUUGCUUCAAAAGCUAAAGUGGCCUUUGGACAGCCCAUGAAUUUGCAUUACAGCAAUAAUGAGUUGGUAAUCCCGUUAACUACACAGGAUGAUUUGGACAAAGCUGUAGAGCUCCUUGAUCGAAGCAUUCACAUGAAGAGCCUCAAGAUUUUGCUUGUUGCCCAUGGAAACACACAGAGUAACUUGGAGCCUCUGCCAUCACUGGAAGAUUUGGAUAAUACGGUUUUCAGAGUGACGGAAAGGAAAAACAGGCUUUCUGUGAUAGGUUAUUAUACGCGGGACAGAAGCUCUCCUCCUCCAGGAUACAUUCCUGAUGAGCUUCACCAGGUGGCACGGAAUGGAUCAUUCACGAGUAUCAACAGUGAAGGCGAGUUCAUUCCAGAAAGCAUGGAUCAAAUGUUGGAUCCAUUAUCACUGAGUAGUCCCGAAAACUCAGGCUCAGGAAGCUGUCCUUCACUCGACAGCCCUUUAGAUGGAGACAACUACCCCAAGUCCCGAAUGCCAAGAGCACAGAGCUAUCCUGAUAAUCACCAGGAGUUUUCUGAUUAUGACCUCCCAAUAUUUGAGAAAUUUGGAAAAGGUGGAACUUACCCUCGAAGAUAUCAUAUUUCUUACCACCAUCAAGACUACAGUGAUGGUCGUAAAACUUUCCCGAGGGCUAGAAGGACACAGGGAAACAGCUUACGCUCUCCAGUUAGCUUCAGCCCAACUGAUCACUCCUUGAGCACUAGCAGUGGGAGCAGCAUUUUCACUCCAGAAUAUGAAGAUGGAAGGAUGCGGAGAAGAGGAAGUGACAUAGACAAUCCUACUUUGACAGUAAUGGAUAUCAGCCCACCUAGCCGCUCCCCACGAGCUCCAACUAACUGGAGACUUGGUAAACUGCUGGGCCAGGGUGCAUUUGGUAGAGUUUAUCUGUGUUACGAUGCGGACACAGGACGAGAGCUAGCUGUUAAACAAGUUCAGUUUGAUCCUGACAGCCCAGAAACCAGUAAGGAGGUAAAUGCUCUUGAAUGUGAGAUCCAGCUGCUGAAAAACCUGCUACAUGAGAGAAUUGUCCAGUACUAUGGUUGCCUGAGGGAUCCACCUGAAAGAACACUCUCUAUAUUCAUGGAAUAUAUGCCAGGGGGCUCAAUAAAAGAUCAGUUGAAGGCAUAUGGUGCGCUCACAGAAAAUGUGACUCGGAAGUACACCCGGCAGAUUUUGGAAGGAGUUCACUAUUUGCACAGUAAUAUGAUUGUACACAGAGACAUUAAAGGAGCAAAUAUUCUCCGGGACUCUGCCGGCAAUGUAAAGUUGGGUGAUUUUGGUGCCAGCAAGCGGCUUCAGACAAUUUGCCUGUCUGGUACAGGAAUGAAAUCUGCCACAGGAACUCCAUACUGGAUGAGUCCAGAAGUUAUUAGCGGAGAAGGCUAUGGGAGAAAAGCCGAUAUCUGGAGCGUAGGCUGUACAGUGGUUGAAAUGCUCACAGAGAAACCGCCUUGGGCAGAAUUUGAAGCAAUGGCUGCCAUUUUUAAAAUUGCCACACAGCCAACCAAUCCCCAGCUGCCACCUCAUGUCUCAGACCACGGGCGGGAUUUUCUAAAGCGGAUAUUUACUGAGGCUAAAUUGCGACCAUCUGCAGAGGAACUGCUAAGACACACGUUUGCACAUUAUCACUGAUGGCCUGCCUCAACCCAUUUCUCACCUACUGCAUUUAUUUUCUGACUGCACUUUUUUCUUUUUUUACACAACGCUGAGAAAAGACAAGAGAGAAGUUAUUUCUCUUGAUUCUUGUUUUCCUAUAGAUUGUUAAUAAUCUCUCUGCAUAUUUAGAAUGCAGAAUGUUUCCCAUUUAGGAUUAGAAUCUUUUUGUUUCAAUAAUGUACUGAUGUGGUUCGCAUAAAGCACUUUAGUACAUAUUCAUUCCUUAUUUGAGGGGGUAAAGGCAACUUAUUUGAACCAUCAAGAAUUGUGUGUAAGGUUUUUUUCCCCUAGCACUGCUGACUUACUCAGGAUGCAGGGGAAACGUACAUGUUGCUAGCAGAUGUAGAAAAAGAAAAUGUGUUCAAUUGUGCUUUGUAAUGUGUAGAUAGGGGUCUUGGCUGUGUUUCAGAUUUGAAAACGAGUCUAAUCCACAGUAUUGGAAACAGAGUCAGAAGCUGAAAAACCAGACUGCUAAGCUAGCUGAAUUCUGGAAACGAAACCAUCUGACUAGCACAUCAACUGCAACCAAACGAAGGUAUUUAUAGUUGUAAAAGAAUAAACACAUGGACCCCCUAGCUAAGUAGUUUUAAGGAUCAUGGAUGGAGAAGUCAAGUAGUUCUGGUGCAUGAAUGUCCUAGGUCAGAAAUUGUAGAUAAACAGAUUAUUGUCGAUCCUUACUCUUCUAGAGUUAAAUAAUAGUUUACACAUACCAUACAACAAGCUAGUUUGUUAGUUUGGUUAAGAUCUCUGGGUCUGGAGGGGCUUUAGUGGUUAGGGCAAAGACUGUCUUCAUUAAGAAUUCCUUGUCUUUUAUAGUGUCCUAGUUGCCCUGCUUGUUGCCUAAACUAUUUCAUGAGACCCAUUUUUUCUUUCUUAUUAACACACUUGCAUUAAAAACGUUUUUUUAGAGUGUCUAGACUAGAUUGCAAAGCAGUGUCUAAAAUAAGCUGUUAUCACUUCUCAUGAAACUGAACAGAGUCCCGUGUCUAAGGUGGGCAUUUGACUUGCUAGUCAAACAGCAUUUGCAAGAUUUGUGUAACUUGAAUCAUAGUAAGCAUGCAGAAUUGGGUUUUCCAUAUUGUGGACUUAAUCUUGAUAUGGGGCAAGAUUUGUUAAUUUGAAUCAUAGGUGUUUAUCAGACGAGCUCUUAAAGAGGUACUAUUCCAGUGUGACUCCUCUAGCUGCCUCCUGUUGCA
Messenger RNA from Sceloporus undulatus (fence lizard), 3377 nucleotides. It is a transcript of the gene MAP3K2, whose product is annotated as mitogen-activated protein kinase kinase kinase 2. The record is from RefSeq and is a predicted model, not a curated record. Gene Ontology annotation, biological process: protein phosphorylation. Bases 298 to 2157 code for a protein of 619 amino acids. NCBI's taxonomy places the organism in Eukaryota, Metazoa, Chordata, Lepidosauria, Squamata, Phrynosomatidae. The transcript is spliced from 17 exons. Gene Ontology annotation, molecular function: ATP binding; protein kinase activity; protein binding.